AUGGUUAAGGUUAAAGUCGAAUUUUUAGGUGGACUUGAUGUCAUUGUAGGCAAAGAAAGAAUACAUAAAGUUGAAGUAACAAGAGAUGAUGGCAAUGCAGUAAACGUUGGUGAUUUAAUAGAUUACAUUGUUGCAAAAAUGAUUAAAGAAAAGAAUGACGUCGAAGUAUUUAUUGAUAAUGGUAGCAUCAGACCAGGUAUAUUGACUUUAAUUAACGAUACUGAUUGGGAAUUAGAAGGCGAAAAAGAAUAUGAGCUAGAUGAUGGUGAUGUUGUCUCAUUCACGUCGACUCUACAUGGUGGGUGA
Molecule: messenger RNA, 306 nt
Organism: Tetrapisispora phaffii CBS 4417
Lineage: Eukaryota; Fungi; Ascomycota; Saccharomycetes; Saccharomycetales; Saccharomycetaceae
Gene: URM1
Product: ubiquitin-related modifier URM1
Exons: 1
Coding region: 1-306 (101 amino acids)
Biological process (GO): tRNA thio-modification; protein urmylation
Cellular component (GO): nucleus; cytoplasm
Molecular function (GO): protein tag activity
Source: RefSeq, a predicted model, not a curated record